Chaetomium fimeti is the source of this 3171-nucleotide messenger RNA. RefSeq lists its product as uncharacterized. The record is from RefSeq and is a predicted model, not a curated record. The transcript has a single exon. The coding region runs from base 1 to 3171 and encodes 1056 amino acids. Gene Ontology annotation, molecular function: protein binding. Lineage: Eukaryota; Fungi; Ascomycota; Sordariomycetes; Sordariales; Chaetomiaceae.
AUGGCCUCCAGUCUCACCGACUGGCUCAACGCCGGGAGGUACCUCGAUGUCCUACUGAGCGACGCCGCGGGGCAUCUCAUCGACGAGUUCGUCAACUCUUUACCAAUACCGCCACGGCAAGACAACGAUGCCACCAACCACGUCAAAUCCACCACCGGUGCGAAUACCACAGCUGUGUCGGCCCAAGACACGUUAGAGGUCGGCCUGGCGGCCCUGAAUGCCUUCCUGCAGGGGAAUGUCACGGGGCCGGUGCUGGACGAGAAGGCGCUGCAUCGGGUGGAGAGCCGGUUCUACCUGGCGGCUGCUGCUUCUGCUUCUGGGAAGAAGGAAGGGGGUGAGGAAGGGGGAGCGUUGGUUCAGCAACAGCAGCAACAGCAGCAACAGCAACAGCGGGGGGUGAGGAAAGCGUGCCUGCGCUGGCUCGACGUGGAUGGCGUGUCGGUCUAUGAGCAUGUGCCGAUGAUCGAGGUGUUCUGCCUGGCUCGGCAUGUAUUCGUCGCGUCAGGGACGCCGGCUGCACGGGGGGCGGGUCACGACGAGACGGUUGUUGGGGUUGCAGAGGCCGCUGCGAAGUCGCCCGAGUGGCUUGCCCUGCGGGUGCGUGUCUGGCAUUACAAGCUGUUGACCCAGCCCAGCUUGGGACCUGGGUCGGUGUUUAACAAAGCCUCGCAGUGGUGUGACGUGCCGACUUUGCAGGGAGCUAUUGAGAAGGGGCUGAGGGCGUUGGAGGAGGAGAUUGUCGAGAGCGGGAAAGGGUGGAGCGACCCGGAGAAGGUGCAGUUCCUGGUAGAAGAGGCCAACGUUUGCAUCUCGCUGGGGCUGGACCGCAAGGCCAAGGAGGCGCUUCAGAAGGCAACCGGGCUCAGUGGGUUCGUUUACGCAUUAUCAGGUGCGCUGGGGAAGAGGACAAAGUUCCAGGAAAAGAGCACCAGCCAGCUUGUGGUGCUGGCCAAGAGCGGGGAGGGUGCGAGACCCGACGACGAGCAAGUCAAGCCGCAGGCACUCGCUCUCAACGACGACACUCUACUGGAGGAUCUCGAAUUUUCCAAGGAUAAGUCAGAAGGAGACCUGAAGUCCGAGCUACCGGUGCAAUUAAGAAACAUGUCGCCGGAUGAGCAACCACAACUGUCACCCAUGGACCAGAUCAUCCUUCUCGCCGAGGCAACAGUAAAGGAUGCUUUCUCCCCCGCCGACACCCUCACAUCGGAGGAGGUGCUUCCAUUCGCUGUCCGCGUCAUCUCAGACAAGACCACCAACUGGCAAAUCUACACCCACGCACUGCUAGUACGGUCAAGGAUCGAGAUGCACCGCAGUAGGACUCUCGAGCGAGGCGUGCUCCAGAUGCAGGCUGUAGUCGACCAAGUCAUUGUCGACACCACUCAGCCAACCGAAGACACCCCUGAACCAGUUCAAGAGUUAGAGACCGCUGUUCCCGAGAUCAAGAUUACGGCAGACCGUGACGAAGCCACCAAGCCGGACAACAAACCGACCUCCUUCUUCCCCGCCGCGAAACCGACGGAAUCCGCCCCAGCACAGGUCCGCCUUGAGCACAUACACGCCCUGAGCUCCCCACCCAGGUGGCAUCUCGAGUCAGAGCUCGCUUACUCGUGGGCCGGCGUCGGUUCGUUGGUUUCGGCUCUCGAAAUAUUUAAGCGGCUCCGUCUGUGGGCCGAAGUGGCUCUGUGCUAUGCUAGUAACGCUGCCAAAGAGGACGAGGAUGGACGGGGGAGUAGCGGGGAGGCGAAGGCCAAGGCCAUUCUGCGGUGGCGUUUAUAUCACAAGACCGGGACGUCGCCGGAGCAGCAGGAUGAUGGCAGCGAGGUGGAGGAGGUGGAUGUGGAUGAGCUGAAGGAGGCAGACUACCACGGCCCAGAGCGCCAACCCGCGCCCCCUAACGCGCCUCGUCUAUGGUGCAUCCUCGGUGACAUCGAGGACGACCCCGCGCACUACGAGCGAGCCUGGGAGCUUUCAAAGCACCGGUUCGCCAGGGCGCAAAAGUCACUCGGCGAGUACUACUUGCAGAAGAAGGACAUCGAGCGUGCAAGGGACGCCUACAAAAAGGCCGUUACCGUCAACCGGCUCAGCUCGGAGCUAUGGAACCGGAUGGGCGACAUCAGCCUACGGCUCGGGGACUUCUCCGACGCCGCCGAGGCAUUCGGCAGGGCCAUCGCCUCCUCCGACAACCUUACCGGCGGUGAAGACGCCCGCACAUGGAGCAACCUAGGCAGCGCCUUCUACAGCCUCUACGUGGAGCGUGUCCAGGAACUCAAGCAGCAAAAGGAGAACGGCGACAAGACCGACGACGAGCCGGCCACCACCACCACUGCCCCAUCAGCAGCAGCGGUCGACGACGACGACAACGAACCCACCCCCUCCAAGCCGACGCAGCCGGACCCCUCGGCCCUCCUCGCGCAGUCCCUCGCGGCCUACAAGCGCGGCGCCAGCAUCGCCCACGACAACUGGCGCAUCUGGGACAACGUCGUCACCCUCGCCGCCCGCCUGCGGCCCGUCCCCGUGCCCGACCUCCUCCUCGCCCUGCGCAGCAUCGCCCGCAUCCGCCCCUCCGAGGACGCCCUCGACAUCGACGUCCUACGCCUACUGCUCAACGAGGCCGUGCUCGCGCCCGAGAAGCCCGCCCCUUCUGCGAGUGCGGCGACCACCGCCGCCGCUGGUGACGGUGCCGGUGCCGGUGGGAAGGCGGCGGUGUAUGAGCCGCCGCGGGGCACGCCGCAGCGGGCCGUGUGCGACUUCCUCGAGGGCACGGUCGUGCCGCUCGUCACGGCGCGGUCGGAGCUGUGGGAGCUGGUGGCGCGCGAGCGCGUGUGGCGCGCCGACUACGCGGGCGCCGUCGACGCCUCGGAGCGGGCGUGGCGCGCUGCUGUGGGCGGGGCCGCGGCGGGGGGUGGGCUGUUGCCGUCUUCGGGGGGGGAUGGGAAGGGGGAUGGGCGGAGCUGGUUGGAGGAUCGGGAGGGCUGGCGGGCGGUGGUGGAGCGCACGGAUGACUUGGUCUCGAUGCUGGAGAACUAUGGGGAGGAGGUGGCCGAGAUCGGCACCAGGUGGAAGGGCAAGGCCAGAAGUGCUGUCCGGAGUGUCAUGGGCAAGGCCAAGGAGAGCUGGGAAGGGAGUGAGGAGUGGGAGAGGCUGGUGGCCUUGUUGGAGGGUUUGAGAUGA